Prorocentrum cordatum is the source of this 771-nucleotide messenger RNA. Lineage: Eukaryota; Dinophyceae; Prorocentrales; Prorocentraceae. The record is from the annotation of a GenBank genome assembly.
AUGGCCGACCCGUUCAAGGUUUACGCGUCGCCUCCCAAAGAAGUGCUGCUGAACCCCAUCGCGUGGAUCCUGUGGCUGUUGGACGUUGUCGUCUGGCUGGCGACCAUCGUCCUGCCGAUCAAGUGGCUCGUUUCCUGCAUCCCGGGAGGUGCGGUAUCGGUCGAGGUGAAGAAGGGAGAAUGGCGGCUUGCGACCAGCAAGGAGCGUCUACUCACGACGCCGGUGGAGUCUGCCAGGACCGUGCACGACCUAAUGCAGCUGUCGUUCGCCAAGAACGCGGCCCGACCAGCGUGCGGCACGCGCAAGUAUCUCGGCACCCACAAGCCUGAGGGUGCGAAGUUCCCCCUGCAGAAAUUCGGCGAGACGCAGUGGACCACGUACCGUGAGCUGGGCGAGCGCGUGAAGGAUUUUGGCAUUGGCCUCCUCGAGCUGGGCCUGCAGCCGGCCCCGGCCGGCGUUGACCUGCAGACGACGGACAAGCCGCAUUGCCUGCUCAUCUUCGAAGAGACUUGCGCCGACUGGUCGACGGCGUGCCUGGGCGCCUUCACGCAGUCGCUCGCCGUGGCCACUUCCUACUCGACGCUCGGCAUCAGCGCCGUGGCGCAGUCCGUCAACGAGACGCACGCGAGGGUCAUAGUGUGCAACGUCAAGGACGUCGACAAGGUCACCAGCUACUGCCAGGACAAGUGCCCCUCGCUGGAGGCCGGAUUUACACUGAGAACAACGCGAUUGUGUCGACGAAGCCGAAACCUGAGGGCAGACUCAAGGUGA